AUGAAAAGCAAACGUGCGACGAAGACGUCUCCUGCGGUAUCUGAAGCACCCGACGAUCCUGCAUCCGAAACAGACGCAUUUGAUGCGUCCCAACCAUCACAAGCAUACGGGCAAGAAGCGCAAGUGGAGCAACGACCUCGUUCGAAAGGCAAGAAGGGCUCGAAGGAGAAACCUCCGACCAAGGGAGGACGCCCGGUCGGUGCGCAAGGCUACAGUAAGUCAGAUACCAUGGCACUUCUUACACUCAUUGAUCAAGACCUUCCUCGUGGAGGAAACGAAUGGGAUCGAGUGCGAGAUCAGUACAACACACAGCACGCAUUGGUUGAGGGUCGUGAUACGCGUACGAUGGAACUCGCUCAAAAGUCGAUUUCGCCAUGUUCUUGCUCCAGCGGCUCCUAG
Molecule: messenger RNA, 399 nt
Organism: Phytophthora nicotianae INRA-310
Lineage: Eukaryota; Oomycota; Peronosporomycetes; Peronosporales; Peronosporaceae
Exons: 1
Coding region: 1-399 (132 amino acids)
Source: RefSeq, a predicted model, not a curated record